ACGGUUACGCACUGGUGGGCAGGCACCUCCGUGCGCCCGGAGGAGAGGUGGCCACCAUGCUCUUCUCCUCGGAGAGCUCCUGCAACAUCUCGGGGAACAACUUCUCCGAAGGGUUUGGUAUGUAUCAGCAGCUGGAAAGCGGGGCCACGGCGGCUGCUGGGAACAUCAGCAAGAGGAGAAACUACACCGACCCGUUUGGACGGAACGAGGAGGUUGCCAAGAUCGAGAUCACCGUCCUGAGUCUUGCUUUCCUUGCAGCAGUAGUCGGAAACGUCAGCGUGCUCUUGGCCAUGUACAGAACCCGUCGGAAACUGUCGCGGAUGCACCUGUUCAUGAAGCACCUGAGCCUGGCUGACCUGGUGGUUGCCUUCUUCCAGGUGCUGCCGCAGCUCUGCUGGGAGAUCACCUUCCGCUUCUACGGCCCGGACUUCUUGUGCCGCAUCGUGAAGCACCUGCAGGUCCUGGGCAUGUUCGCCUCCACCUACAUGAUGGUGAUGAUGACCCUGGACCGCUACAUCGCUAUCUGCCACCCACUGCAGACGCUCCAGCAGCCCACGCUGCGGGCGUACUUCAUGAUCGGCUCCACGUGGGCGUGCAGCCUGGUCCUCAGCACCCCGCAGUACUUCAUCUUCUCCCUGAGCGAGGUCCGCCCUGGCUCGGCCGUCUACGACUGCUGGGGACACUUUGUGGAACCAUGGGGUCUUCGCGCAUACAUCACCUGGAUCACAGCGGGGAUCUUCUUGGUGCCCGUGGUCGUGCUUGUGUUCUGUUACGGAUUUAUAUGUCGCACCAUCUGGAGGAAUCUCAAAUUCAAGACCAAGAGGAAGAGAGCGGAAGCGGUGGCGGAGGCCACCAAGAACGCGAUUCUGGGCAGGAAUUCGGUCAGCAGCGUCAGCUCCAUCUCUCGCGCCAAAUUACGCACGGUCAAGAUGACUUUCGUGAUCGUGGUGGCGUACGUGGUUUGCUGGGCGCCUUUCUUCACCGUGCAGAUGUGGUCUGUUUGGGACGAGACUUUCUCCUGGGACGACUCUGAGAACACCAUCGUCACGCUUUCUGCCCUGCUGGCGAGCCUCAACAGCUGCUGCAACCCCUGGAUUUAUAUGAUCUUCAGUGGGCAUCUGCUGUCUGACUUUGUGGGCAGCUUGCCGUGUUGCCACCGGCUGAGGAAUAAGUUACACCAGCAGGAUUCUGACAGCAGCAUCCGCCGGACCACGCUGCUGUCACGUCUGCAGGGUCCGCGGCUUUCUUAGCCCUUCAGAGACCUAAACCUCACCAUUAAAAACUGCCCACAGGUCCCAGCUGCAUUCUGACCACCAGAAGUACAAUAUGUGUGUGGACUUUGGUCCAAAACAGAAAGUAAAACUAAAAUGGAGCUGUUGGUUUGUUGCAGUGCAGGAAAGUAUGAUCUCAUUUGACGAAGAGCAGCACCUGCAGGUUGUUUUCAUUUUAUAAUCCAAAGUGGAAAAGUUUGCCCAGUGGCAAGAGAAGUUCCACUGCUGCAGGUUUUUGGGGUAGGAGAUGUUGGAAUAAAUCCAUUCAUUUUUAUUUUAUCCAUUAGCAUGGUUGUCCUAAAGCAGAAUGAAUAUAAAGAUUUGUCCACUCUGCUGUAUGGCAACUUAUCAAUGUUUUGCAUGAAGCUGGGGAUUGUUUGAAAACAAACAAACACAGCAGGUAUGAAUGUAUUUCAUUUUGAAUGUAUAAUUCUGUGUAUUUUCAAGAAGAAGGGUUGGAUAUUGACUUUUAAACAUGUACAAGCUUAAUUCUUUUGAGUUAAAGCACAAUUGUGAUGUUAGUCUGUAAUAAUAGAAGUUAACUAGCAAACUGGAGGAUAAAGUGUUUAUUCUUGGGAUUGUUACCAUCAUAAAUGUACAGCUGGCAGGGUUGGAUUCAUGCAUAUCUUGCAGAAUAUUACCCGCUGAUGACUGUAUUACUCAGCAGCUUUAUUGCUAAUAUAAAACAUUACAUUAUGAGAUUAUUUUAUUUGGAAUUCGUUGGUAAAACUGUCCCAGUUAAAUUUAUUUUUUCUUUCUUCUUUUUAAUAGAAUUUAAACUUGGGACAAACUCAAACUGCUGAAAUGAACAUAAGCUGAUCAAACAACUUUAAAGCAUAUUUUCUUAAUUUUCUUUUUUUUUUUUUUUUGUUUUUUUUUUUGCUCUCAGCAAUUAGAGGAGUUUUCUAUAAUCUUUAACAGACAGAAGCCUGACUGUCUGUUGGUUAAAAAAUAUCUGAAAGGUUGAAUUGACUCAAUCCCACCAUAUAGUAAGUAACUUAGCUUUUGUGCAUCAGGAACUGAAUGCGCAGACAGACACAGGGAUGCUUUGGGUUAUUCUUACAGGAGUUUUAAAUGGGAAUUAUGGAGCAGCAUUCAAGCUCAUUUUUAUGGCAGCUUGUUUUGCAAAAUGUAAUCUAGUGAACUGUGUCCUCUUCUGAUUAUUUAUACGAGCAAAAUUAAUAAGAGGAAAGCAUUCUCUGUUUUUAAAUUAGUAUAAAGCAGUUUUUUAAGCAAAGAAGUCCAGAACAGCAGGAGGAACAUCCUGACCGCCUGAGUUCUUUUCUCAUUUGAUUGUCAUUUUUAAUUCAUUUUAAAUAAUUACUUUUUCUGAAUGUUUAAACUUAUGUGACCAAGUUGGCUUGGUUAGGUUUAGGCAUUGUGAUGCAAUUUGCUUAGGUUUAGGAAAACAUAUAACAAGUUUGAAAUACACUAACGCGUGUCUAGACAUAUAAAACACAAGAUUAAAAAUUAUUAAAAACUGAAAAACAUUACUUUUAAAGUCAUGUUAUAUGUUACAGAUAAAAAAAAAGAAAACAUUUGUGUCUAUUAGCAUUAUUAAAUAUUUCUUGUUCCAUACCUAUUUAACUUUUUAACCAUAAGGCCAGGUGAGGAUUGUCUUGUUAGCCAGACCCGGCGCUGCGACUUUAAAUUUUCCAUUUACAAAUUAAUAUUAAUUUCGGAAAAUGCAAUGCAUUUGAAAAAACACUUUACUGGUAUCUUUUCCUGUUUCUCUGAUAAAACUAUAUCAAAGAUGUCAAUAAUGAUUGCAUUAUACACACUUAUGAUAAGUGAGAACAUUAUUUCAGAUGUAAAAUUGAUGUUUACACUUGCAUCCACAUACCAGAAGGUGCUGUAAAGGUUUUUCAGCACCUUUUAAGAGGUACUUUAUUUGUUGUUUGUUUUUAUAAAAUAACAAAAUCAUGGAAACUAUAUUAACUUUAUGUAAAGAAUGUCCGUACAAUCUGUUAGCCUGUAUGUAUAGUACAGUAUUAUUUUGCUUAAUAUUUUGUUUGAAAAUGAGAUCUGUUAAUAAUUUACUGAAGUUAAACUGAAGUUUAUGUGAUUUUUCUUUUUUUGGUAAAAUGUUACAAACAAAAUCUUAAUGGUAAUUAAUAGUGCACUUUGUUGAACAUGAUCAACUGUAAAUAUCCAUCUUUUAAAACAUUUCUUAUGUGAUCUUUGUUUUUUUGGUCCUGUAUUUCCUUGUAUUGGGGUGUACCACACUGUGUUGUUGGUGGAAAAUAUUGAAUUGAUAUAUUCUGUCUGAUGUGUUGUAAUAUAUAUUGAACAUGUUUUAAAGAACUUUAAACAUUU
Melanotaenia boesemani (Boeseman's rainbowfish) is the source of this 3587-nucleotide messenger RNA. It is a transcript of the gene avpr1ab, whose product is annotated as arginine vasopressin receptor 1Ab. Gene Ontology annotation, cellular component: membrane. Lineage: Eukaryota; Metazoa; Chordata; Actinopteri; Atheriniformes; Melanotaeniidae. The record is from RefSeq and is a predicted model, not a curated record. The transcript has 2 exons. Gene Ontology annotation, molecular function: vasopressin receptor activity; peptide binding. Gene Ontology annotation, biological process: positive regulation of vasoconstriction; G protein-coupled receptor signaling pathway; regulation of systemic arterial blood pressure by vasopressin. The coding region runs from base 57 to 1250 and encodes 397 amino acids.